AUGGAAAAUACUCAAAGUAAAAGUUCCAUUAAAAAGGAACAAAAGAAAAAAGAAAAAGAAUUGAAAAGACAAUUUAAUGUAAAAGAAAAGGAAACAAGGCAUGCAGAGAAAUUACAAAAAGAACAAUUGGAAAAUGAACAAGAAUCAGAAACCACUAAAUCAAACUAUGGUGAAAAGGAUUACUCAGAGGUGUUUGGAAACUUGGAAAAUACAGCAUUUAGAUAUGUGAAAAUCAAAGAUCUCGAUCCAACCUAUCAUAAUAAUGUUAUCACUAUGAGAGCGAGAAUCAGUCAAACCAGUACACAUGGUAAAUCUCUAGUGUUUAUAGGUCUGCGACAACAACAUUUUCGUAUCCAAGCAUUGGCAGUGGAGAGAGAAUCACUCGUUUCAAAACAAAUGAUUAGAUUCAUUCGUCAGUUGAAUGAGGAAUCGAUCGUUGAUCUUGAAGCAACCGUUAUCUACGACCCCGCAAAACAAAUAAAGAAAAGUACACAUCCCAAUCUUGAACUUAGCAUCAAAAGGCUGUACGUAAUCUCCAAGUCGAAACCACUUGAGAUCAGUCUGGAAGAUUUGUCUCUAGGCUCCUCAGAGUCACAAGCUUACUCUGUUCCUCUGUCUACUCGUACCAAUUACAAAACACUUGAUCUUCGUGUGUCUGCACAUCAAUCAAUCUUCCAACUACAAUCACAAGUGACAAACAUCAUUUACAACCGGUUGGUGAAGGAGAAGUUCAUAGAGAUACACAGCCCUAAACUAUUAAAAUGGAAUCUUGACAAUUGGAGUUCAUUUUCGUUGAAUUACUUUGGUGAGACUGCACAUUUAGCAACAUCUAAUAUACUAUACAAACAGAUGGCAAUCGCUUCUGAUUUCAAUAGAAUCUUUGAGAUUGGUCCAAUCUAUAGAAAAGAACAUGCAUCUACACACAGGCACCUCUGCGAAUUCACAAGAAUCGAUAUUGAAAUGAGAAUUGAAGAACAUUAUCAUGAACUUUUAGAUCAAAUUGACCAAAUGUUUAUCGAGAUAUUCGAAAGACUAAACAAACUACCUGAACUGCUAUCACUUAUUGGUCAACAGUAUCCGAGUGAAUCGAUUGUAUAUGGAACACCACCAUUGAGAAUCGACUACACUGAUGCAGUGCAGAUGUUAAAAGAUCUCAAUGAAAUAGGCAUGGGUGCCGACGACUACCUGUCGACUUCACAAGAACGCCGACUUGGUCAACUCAUCAAGAGCACGUAUGGUAUCGAUUGCUAUAUGAUCGAUCGAAUGCCGAGUGACAUGAGUGAUGUAAAUGCAAUGCCAUGCGUAUCGAAUGGCAACCAAAGGGUUCAACAGAAUGACAGACAAUAUACAAAUUCAUUUGUCUAUUAUAUCAGAGGUCAAGAGAUUGCCAAAGGAUCACAAAGAAUACAUGAUCACAAUCAACUGAAACUGGCAAUCAACGAACAACAAAUAAAAUACAAUCUCUUGAGGAGCCAAGAUGAAAUCAAUUGCUACCUUGAUUUCCUAGGCACCUUGAAGUACGGUUGCUAUCCAUACGCUGGAUGUAGUAUUGGUUUGGAAAGUCUACUUAUGGCCUAUCUUGGCAUUCCAAACAUCAGAACCUGUUCAAUGUAUUAUAGAGACUGUAGAACUCUCAAUCCAUAA
Molecule: messenger RNA, 1644 nt
Organism: Heterostelium album PN500
Lineage: Eukaryota; Evosea; Eumycetozoa; Acytosteliales; Acytosteliaceae
Exons: 2
Coding region: 1-1644 (547 amino acids)
Biological process (GO): aspartyl-tRNA aminoacylation
Cellular component (GO): aminoacyl-tRNA synthetase multienzyme complex; cytosol; cytoplasm
Molecular function (GO): RNA binding; ATP binding; aspartate-tRNA ligase activity
Source: RefSeq, a predicted model, not a curated record